This is a messenger RNA of Trichoderma citrinoviride, 1596 nucleotides long. Its product is annotated as MBOAT-domain-containing protein. Gene Ontology annotation, cellular component: endoplasmic reticulum; membrane. The transcript has 5 exons. Gene Ontology annotation, biological process: glycerophospholipid biosynthetic process; lipid modification. Lineage: Eukaryota; Fungi; Ascomycota; Sordariomycetes; Hypocreales; Hypocreaceae. Bases 1 to 1596 code for a protein of 531 amino acids. Gene Ontology annotation, molecular function: 1-acylglycerophosphocholine O-acyltransferase activity; 1-acylglycerol-3-phosphate O-acyltransferase activity. The record is from RefSeq and is a predicted model, not a curated record.
AUGCUGCUAUUCCUGCACAGCCCUUUCGAGGCGCUGGCACCGAAGCUUGGCGCUUCUCCCGACGAACUCAAGCUUACUUUCUCGUUUCUUCUCUCGUAUCCGCUCGCGGGAAUCCUCAAGCGCCUGCCGGACUCGAAGCCGCUUCUAAAGAACCUCUUCAUCAUCGGCGUCUCUCUCUUCUACCUCAUUGGCCUCUUCGACCUCUGGGAUGGCAUCCUCACCCUCGCCAUCAGCGCCGGCGGCAGCUACGCCAUCGCAAAGUACCUGCGCGGCAGCCCCUACAUGCCCUGGAUCGGCUUCGUCUUCGUCAUGGGCCACAUGUCCGUCAGCCACAUCCAGCGCCAGAUCGAAAACAAUCCCUCCCGCGUCGACAUCACCGGCGCCCAGAUGGUGCUCGUCAUGAAGCUGUCCGCCUUUUGCUGGAACGUCGCCGACGGCCAGCUGCCCGCCGACCAGCUGUCCGAGCUGCAGCAGAACCGCGCCCUCAAGGACCUGCCGCCCCUCGUCGACUACGCCGCCUACGUCCUCUUCUUCCCGUCGCUCUUCGCCGGCCCGGCCUUUGACUAUGCCGAGUACCGCCGCUGGAUCGACACGUCCAUGUUCGACGUCCCCGCCCAGAUGGACCCUGCCAAGAAGCCUCCUGUCAGCGGCACCCCCGCCACCAAGAAGGCCAUCACGGGCCUCGUCUGGAUCGGCCUCUUCGUCGCCCUGUCCGGCAGGUUCAGCCACACCCACGUCACCGACCCGUCCUUUGUCGAGCGCUCGUUCCUCCAGCGCGUCUGGCUCAUCCACAUGGCCAGCCAGGUCACGCGCUUCAAGUUCUACGGCGUCUGGGCCCUGACCGAAGGCGCCUGCAUCCUGGCCGGCCUGGGCUACAACGGCGUCGACCCCGUCACCGGCAAGGUCUCGUGGAACCGCCUGCAGAACGUCGACCCCUGGAUGGUCGAGACGGCCCAGAACCCGCGCGCGUACCUGGCCGGGUGGAACAUGAACACCAACAACUGGCUGCGCAACUACAUCUACCUGCGUGUGACGCCCCGGGGAAAGAAGCCGGGCUUCCGCGCCAGCAUGACCACCUUUAUCACGAGCGCCUUUUGGCACGGCUUCUACCCGGGCUACUAUCUCAGCUUCAUGCUGGCCAGUCUGAUUCAGACUUCAGCCAAGAACUUCCGCCGACACGUUCGCCCCUUUUUCCUCGACCCGAUCACGGGCAACCCCACGCCCAAGAAGAAGUACUACGACUUUGCCACGUACCUCGUCACCCAGCUCACCUUUUCCUUCACGACGCUGCCCUUCCUCAUCCUGGCUUUCGGGGAGUCCUUCCGCGCCUGGUCCCACGUCUACUUUUACGCCUUCAUCUGGACCACGGCAUCGCUCGCCUUCUUCGCGUCCCCCGGUAAGACGCUGCUCAAGAAGAAGCUCGAGAGCCGCCAGGGUAGGGCCAGCGCGCGGCUCAAGCGGACGGCGAGCAGCGAGAGCCUCUCGGGCAAGGAGCCCAUCUUGGGCAUCUCCAAGGAUCCCGAGGGAGACAUUGCCGAGGCUGUCAAUGAGUUUAGGGCGGAGAUUGCUUCGAUGCAGAAGAGGAAGACGCGCUAA